UGUAUUUAAACUAUCACACAGGUGCAUGUUAAGAUCUGGUACUUCUGAAUUAAUGACAAUUUAUUGACAUACUGUAUAUAUUAAUAUAAUCUUCAAAGUGAGACUUAAAGUAGUUUUUUCUCUUAGCAUUUUUUAAGACAACCUUAAUGGAUAUUGAAGUAAAUACAACAUAUAUAACUCUUGAUGGGCAUGUGGAUGUAGACAAAUACAGAUAUCUUUAUUUUGUGAUUAUGUUUACAGUAUAUAUUCUAAUAAUCUGCAGUAAUUCUACUAUUGUGUAUCUUAUCUGGAUUAACCAAAACCUCCAUGAGCCUAUGUAUAUUUUCAUUGCAGCUUUGUUAAUCAACUCUCUUCUUUUCAGCACUGCUUUCUACCCAAAGCUUUUGAUUGACUUUUUAUCUGAGAAACAGAUCAUAUCAUAUUCAGCCUGUCUCUUUCAGUGGUUUAUAUUUUACACUUUAGGCGGUUCAGAGUUCUUACUGUUGUCAGCAAUGUCCUAUGACAGGUAUGUGUCUAUAUGUAAACCUCUGCAAUAUCCAACUAUCAUGACAAAAACAACGGUCAAUACUUUCUUGGUUUUAGCCUGGCUUCUGCCCACUUGUCAGGUUGCAGCGACAAUUAUACUGAAUGCUAAUAAAAAACUCUGUAACUUUACUUUCAAAGGAAUAAUUUGUAACAGCACAGUUUACAAACUUCACUGUGUGAGUUCAAGACUGAUGAAUAUAUAUGGCUUGAUUGUUUUGGUAAAUCUCUUAUUUCUCCCUGUACUCUUCAUACUUUUUACAUACACCAGAAUACUUGUAAUAUCCUAUGGAAGUUGUAGAGAAGUCAGGAGAAAAGCUGCACAGACCUGUGUACCACACUUGAUAGUUCUAAUCAAUUUUUCCUGUUUGGCAGCAUGUGAUAUACUCCUAGUGCGACUGGAAACUGAGUUUCCCAAAGGUGUACGUUUAAUAUUGACUUUACAAAUAAUAAUAUAUCAUCCUCUCUUCAAUCCGAUCAUAUAUGGACUGAAAAUGAAAGAAAUCUAUAAACACCUCAAGAGGUUGUUCUGCAAAAUAGUCUAAUUUAGUAACAAUAAUAACUGUACUGUAAUAACUGUCCCAAUCAUUCAGAGAUGUGCUUUCUUUGAUCCUUUGAUGGUAUGUAUACAGUAAAGAGCAUCAGCCAUGUCUAAGUAAUUGGCUUCAGUUUCUAAAAAACCCUGAAGAGGUUGAGACUCCGGCACCACAAAAUAAAGAAAUUCAUUCUGAAACCA
Dicentrarchus labrax (European seabass) is the source of this 1258-nucleotide messenger RNA. RefSeq names its product olfactory receptor 51E1-like. Lineage: Eukaryota; Metazoa; Chordata; Actinopteri; Moronidae. The record is from RefSeq and is a predicted model, not a curated record. Gene Ontology annotation, cellular component: membrane. Gene Ontology annotation, biological process: G protein-coupled receptor signaling pathway. Gene Ontology annotation, molecular function: G protein-coupled receptor activity; olfactory receptor activity. Bases 147 to 1067 code for a protein of 306 amino acids. The transcript has a single exon.